Messenger RNA from Humulus lupulus (European hop), 4564 nucleotides. Its product is annotated as serine/threonine-protein kinase TIO. Gene Ontology annotation, cellular component: cytoplasm. Bases 287 to 4321 code for a protein of 1344 amino acids. The record is from RefSeq and is a predicted model, not a curated record. NCBI's taxonomy places the organism in Eukaryota, Viridiplantae, Streptophyta, Magnoliopsida, Rosales, Cannabaceae. Gene Ontology annotation, molecular function: protein kinase activity; protein binding; ATP binding. Gene Ontology annotation, biological process: protein phosphorylation. The transcript has 23 exons.
AUUUAGGCAUCUCUCUCCUCUAGUCUGUCUGUCUGUCUAUAUCAACAUUUCAAAUUCUUAUUAUUUUCUAUUUUAUUACUGUGCAGUACGUUAUUCUCCCUCUGUUUGUCACAACACUUUUGAAAUUUUCUUCAGCAAAUCUCUGCGAUAAUCUUCCAAUGAUCACCAUUGCCUUACGAUCUUCUCAUUUCUGAAACACCCAGCGAUUUUGGAGAUUCUGGUUCCCAUUUUGCUGUUUACAACGAUACAGGGUAAGAAAUUGGUAGAGUAUAGCUGUAGUCGAAAGAUGGGUGUGGAAAAUUACCAUGUUAUUGAGCUUGUAGGCGAAGGAUCAUUUGGGAAGGUAUACAAGGGAAGGCGCAAGUAUACCGGCCAGACUGUUGCAAUGAAGUUUAUAAUGAAGCAUGGGAAAAGUGACAAGGAUAUUCACAAUCUAAGACAGGAGAUUGAGAUUCUUAGAAAGCUAAAGCAUGAAAAUAUCAUUGAGAUGCUUGAUUCCUUUGAAAGCCCUCAGGAGUUCUGUGUUGUGACCGAAUUUGCGCAGGGUGAACUAUUUGAGAUUCUCGAGGAUGACAAAUGUCUUCCUGAAGAACAAGUUCAGGCAAUUGCAAAGCAGUUGGUGCGAGCAUUGCAUUACUUGCAUUCCAACCGCAUUAUCCAUCGUGAUAUGAAACCUCAGAACAUUCUAAUUGGUGCUGGAUCUGUUAUUAAGCUUUGUGAUUUUGGAUUUGCACGUGCAAUGUCUACAAAUACUGUUGUUCUGCGAUCUAUAAAAGGCACGCCACUGUACAUGGCUCCAGAAUUGGUACGGGAACAACCUUAUAACCAUACUGCAGAUUUAUGGUCUCUCGGAGUCAUACUGUAUGAAUUAUUUGUUGGUCAGCCUCCAUUUUACACAAAUUCUGUAUAUGCACUCAUACGCCACAUUGUUAAGGAUCCAGUCAAAUAUCCUGAUAACAUGAGUCCAAAUUUCAGAAGUUUUUUGAAGGGAUUGCUCAAUAAGGUACCUCAAAAUAGAUUGACAUGGCCAUCUCUUCUUGAACACCCUUUUGUUAAGGAAACUUCCGAUGAACUGGAGUCCAGGAAUUUACGUUCUGUAAAUGCUAGAGAGUAUGAUGCAGCAUGGAAAGGAGAAGGAGGCAGAACUUAUCUGCCAUCAGUCGCAGGUAAAAUGAAUUCCCCCUCUCGUUUAGAGAGCAGUAAUGGGCCGGCCUGUCAGAAUGAUACACAGUUAAAUGUUCCUGGCACUACUGCAGGCAAUUCUUCACCACAGGACUUCCCAGGAUUUGCAGAUCCAAAUGAUGCUAAAGAGCCAGGUAACCAAACAUUUGAUAGAUUGGAAAGUGCUUCACGUACAGUCAAAGGAGCACAAAUCAUUUGUCAAGAUACUGAGGCUCUACGACAUGUCUUGUUACCACUAAAAAGAUGGCCCAAAGGAUCUUCAACUCCUUGCAAAGAUCAUGAUAUUCUUAGUUCAAAUCAGUCACUAAGAAUUCUUUCAAACUUAGUUGCUGCUGGUACAAUUCAUGCCAGUGGACUACUUGAUGAAAUAAUACGCGAUCUUCUUGUUUUCACUGCCAUUAUUGUUGGCUUGAAGUCAUCUGACGUUAAUGACUUGAAAGCGAAGAGUUUGUGUAUCGUGAAAAUUUUGGUGGACAGUGGGGGAGGAAGUGGCAUUACUGGCUCAUACUUCAGGCACUGGGUUGCUUUAGCUGACAUAUUUUCACAGGUCGCUGGCUGCAGUGAAGAUGUGCUUGGGAAAGUUUUGUAUGAGUCCACUGCCUGCAUUACUGUCAUAUUAUCUUCAGUUUCCCAAAGUUUAAAGGCAUAUUUUUUGAGUUCCGAUCGUGAUGACAUGACUGUUCCUAUCGAAACACUUAAACAGAUCUUGGAACAUGCUAAAACGUCUGGUUUAGUGGAUCAUUUGUGUCUCUGUUUAGCUACCACGGGCUCAAGUCUUAUCUCGGGUUCUUCUGAAAUGCUGCGUGCUGCUUGUGAAGCCUGUCGAGCUAUUUGGUCACUGAUAGAUGCAUCCGAAAUUCUACACGUGAAAGGAAGUGCAAAUCAAUUUCCCCUAAGUGCAAUGCAAAGUCAUUCUUUGGCCCGACUUGACAUCAGUGAUCAGGAAAGACGUUCAUUGCUUAAUUCAGAAUCAGCAAAAUUUGCUGAUGCAGUGACAAAGGCAUUCUUAAGAUCAAAGGCUGUCCAGGUUGCUAUAUACUAUUGUCUUCAUCAACGUAAUGAGGCUUCAUUAUGUGCUGGCAUUCAGCUUUUGUUGAGGUGCUGUCUACACAGUGGAAUGGUGCCGGGUGUUUUGUGUGGUCUUCCAAGUUCCCUACCAGUAACUACUGUUGUCAGUGGUGGAGGGGAUGGCACCAUUAUUUCAGAGGUUUUCUCUGUACUUUCUUUUUGUGCUUCCUCUUCCAAUAAAGAUACAGAAACAGGUGAAGCAAGUAAUUUGAAGUGCAAAUUAGCCAAUCCCAGUGCAUUGGUUCAGCAUUCUUGUCUCAUUGUUGCAACAAUUGCGCAAUGUUUAAAGGCAACUGGAAGAAACUCUGCGUUAUUUAUGCUUACAACUUCCCAAAAGAAGCAGGUUUCUCGACUUAUGAUUCUUGCCCAUUAUUUCUCUUCUGAUGACAGAACAAAAACUUCCUUUCAACCCCAUAUUGCCUCAGCUAUGUUGGCUUUUGCUUCCAUUCUAUCCCUUGAAGUUGGAUCUUCUGUUGAAUCCUCUGUCUCUGAGAUAGCAGUGCCUUUGAUUCCUCGAACUGCCACACUUUACGAAUGCCUUAAAAUUUCAUUAGGCAAUGAAAAUGAAAUUAGUACCGAGGCUGCAAAUGGUGCUCUUUCGUAUUGGCAUGGCCUUAAGGAUGGAUGUGUUGGUUUGUUAGAAUCCAGGCUGAGGUGGGGAGGACCACUCGCUGUUCAACAGCUGUGUGCAAGUGGCAUCCCUCUGCUUCUACUCGAGUUGUUAGCUAAAAAACCUUCGAAAGCUUCACCUGAAGGAAUUGACAGUACCAAAGAUAAAGCUGGACUAUCGCCUACAGGAGUAGUGUGGACAGUUUCAUCAAUGGGUCACUGCCUUUCUGGGGGAAGCACCACUUUUCGACAGAUUAUGAGGAGUGAUCAUAUGAAACUGAUAUCUGAUUUGAUAGGUGAUGUACAUCUCAAGCUUGUAAGAUGCUGGGUUGGGCCUGGUGGAGGCAGGGAUGGCGUAAGAGAUAUAAUAAAUUCAGUAAUUGAUCUAGUAGCAUUUCCUCUUGUUGCUUUACAGAAUGCUCCAGGACUGCCUUCUGCUACUGCUUCUGUAAAUAGUGGUUUUAUUCUCAAUAUGGGUUCACCAGGUGGGAGGGUGUGUAUGGAAGACAAGGACAUGGUGAAAGUAAUUGAGGAAGAUUUUGGAAAGUAUAUUAAAAUUCUUUUGGAGGUGGGAGUUCCUGUUGUCAUUCUACGAUGUUUGGAACUAAUGGAUUUAAAAGAUUUAGGAAGGCCUGUUGCUUUUCUUGCUAAAAUGAUGAACUAUCGACCUCUGGCAACUCAACUUGUAAAUAAAGGCUUGUUGGAACCUAAUAGGUGGAGAAGGUUGUUUGAUUCUUCAAGCCCUAAAGAAGUCAUACUGGAUGCUCUUAUGAUUGUUUCAGAUUUAGCUCGCAUGGAUAAGGAACUUUAUGAAUACAUCAACAGGGCUUCUAUUUUGGAGCAUCUGAAGGGAUUUCUUAUUCACGAAGAUCCCAACAUCCGUGCAAAAACAUGUAGUGCUCUAGGCAACAUGUGCCGGCAUAGCUCCUACUUUUACAGUUCCCUUGCAAUGCAUCAAAUCAUCGGCCUUCUAAUUGAUCGAUGCUCUGAUCCUGACAAACGCACACGAAAAUUUGCUUGUUUUGCUAUUGGAAAUGCUGCUUACCACAAUGACACGUUGUAUCAAGAGCUGAGGAGAUCCAUACCUCAGCUUGGCAAUCUGUUGCUUUCAGAAGAAGACGAUAAGACUAAAUCGAAUGCUGCGGGUGCAUUAAGUAAUCUCGUUCGCAACUCCAACGAGCUUUGUGAAGACAUUGUGUCUAAUGGAGCCUUGCAGGCUUUACUGAAGUUGGUAGCUGACUGUUCAGCGGUAGCAUUAGCCCCAAGUAAGAAAGAUGCUCUAAACGAGUCACCUCUAAAGAUUGCCAUGUUUUCAUUGGCAAAAAUGUGUGCACACCCACCGUGCAGACAGUUCCUUCGUUCAUCAGAGUUGUUCCCAGUGAUUGGGAGGCUCAGGCAGUCCCCAGAAAAGGAAAUUGCCAAAUAUGCCUCCGUUGUCAUCAGCAAAGUAAGUGAUGCCUGAACUGAAGGACACUGAGGUAAUUCUAGAGUGAUUACACAACUGUUGAUAGAAAGAAACACAAGUUAGGUAAAUGUGAGAGUUUGCCAGUCAUGUUUUUGAUACCCCCAACCCAAGUUUAGUCUCUUGUAUAUGGUUGUUUUUAAUUAUCAGUUCCAACAAUAUACAAGUUUCCGUCUUAAAGUAUUUCUCUAUAUAUAUAACAUGGCUCUCUGGCUAUGCUUUGGCCAAAUAUAUUGCGGUAUA